Molecule: messenger RNA, 780 nt
Organism: Pelobates cultripes (western spadefoot toad)
Lineage: Eukaryota; Metazoa; Chordata; Amphibia; Anura; Pelobatidae
Source: the annotation of a GenBank genome assembly
AUGCAUACGUUCACAAGAGAGUCAGUUCAGUUCUGCGAGAGGACAAGAGAGUCCGUUCACUCCUGCAAGGGGACAAGAGGGUCAGUUCAGUCCUGCGAGGGCACAAGAGAGUCAGUUCAGUUCUGCAAGGGGACAAGAGAGUCAGUUCAGUCCUGCGAGGGCACAAGAGAGUCUCUUCAGUCCUGCGAGGACACAAGAGAGUCAGUUCAGUCCUGCGAGGGCACAAGAGAGUCAGUUCAGUCCUGCGAGGGGACAAGAGAGUCAGUUCAGUCCUUACGAGGGGACAAGAGAGUCAGUUCACUCCUGCGAGUGGGCAAGAUAGUCAGUUCACUCCUGCGAGGGGGUAAGAGAGUCAGUUCAGUCCUGCGAGGGGGCAAGAGAGUCAGUUCAGUCCUGCAAGGGAACAAGACAGUCAGUUCAGUCCUGCGAGGGGACAAGAGAGUCAGUUCACUCCUGCGAGUGGGCAAGAUAGUCAGUUCACUCCUGCGAGGGGGCAAGAGAGUGAGUUCAGUCCUGCGAGUGGGCAAGAGAGUCAGUUCAGUCCUGCAAGGGAACAAGAGAGUCAGUUCAGUCCUGCGAGGGGACAAGAGAGUCAGUUCAGUCCUGCGAGGGGACAAGAUAGUCAGUUCACUCCUGCGAGGGGGCAAGAGAGUCAGUUCAGUCCUGCGAGGGCACAAGAGAGUCAGUUCAGUCCUGCUAUGGCACACAGUGUUUCUCUUUCUCCUCUUUCUACAUGGCCUCCUGGCUAUCGAUUAUCAUCAUAUCCAGGAAGAUAGGUAA